This is a messenger RNA of Exophiala oligosperma, 890 nucleotides long. RefSeq lists its product as uncharacterized. The record is from RefSeq and is a predicted model, not a curated record. The coding region runs from base 201 to 629 and encodes 142 amino acids. The transcript is spliced from 3 exons. Lineage: Eukaryota; Fungi; Ascomycota; Eurotiomycetes; Chaetothyriales; Herpotrichiellaceae.
CACAGCGACAAGAACAAUCAACUCUCUGAUUUCCAUUCUCGUUUCGUUUCUUACUGGUGUGAAUCUCGAUAGACAUCACAUCGGGUGAUCAAAAUCACUGAAAGGGCACCUGCGCUGGGGUGUUCUUUCCUGAAGCAAUUAUCGAAAGCACCCUUUCCUCCUCGAUUGCAACCAACCUCACGACCUUAAAUACACCCACAAUGUCUACUCCCGAAUCACAAGCGUUUCUCGCAAAGAAACCUACAGUCGCUCCCACCUUCGAUGGUGUAGACUUUGCCGACAAUCAAGCCGUUGCGAAUGCAAGAGAUGCGAUUGUGCGAGAACAAUGGGUCGGGUUGAUGAUGCAGAGAUUAGUUGGCGAAGAGAUGGGCAAAUGCUACCUACGUGAAGGCGUCAACCACUUGGAAAAGUGCGGCAAAUACAGAGACCGAUACAUUCAACUCUUAAAAUCCAACAACAAUAAAGGUUACCGUGGACAACAGCAGAACUACAUCCCCGGCGUCGAUGGCCCUUCGGGAGGACCAGAAAUUCACACAGACUACCCCAGUGUUCAACAAGCCAAGGGAUCAAAGGGCUCCGAUUACAGACCUGGAAACACAAGUGGACAAGGUGGAAGUACGCUGUACUAGAGCAAGAGUUCUCGGUAGGCGCCUCUGCAGAAAGAGAGGAAUGUACAUAUCAAUUGAAAGCCAAUGAAAAAAUUGUGUGACUAUGAAAACGAAGCGGACACUAUCCAUUGUGCAAUACAGCAGUCACUGCUCUUUUGGGGAUUGAUUCUGCGUCUAAUGCGCUUUACAAGUGCUGAAUCGAUCCAGCCACGAAAAUUGCUGACUUGGAACGGUGUACAGUUCAAUUAAUAUGGCAGGUUAUUCAAGGAACGAAACACUUUU